Messenger RNA from Leopardus geoffroyi (Geoffroy's cat), 9713 nucleotides. RefSeq names its product phosphodiesterase 10A (gene PDE10A). The transcript is spliced from 22 exons. Bases 1518 to 3980 code for a protein of 820 amino acids. Gene Ontology annotation, biological process: signal transduction; negative regulation of receptor guanylyl cyclase signaling pathway. Lineage: Eukaryota; Metazoa; Chordata; Mammalia; Carnivora; Felidae. Gene Ontology annotation, molecular function: 3',5'-cGMP-stimulated cyclic-nucleotide phosphodiesterase activity; protein binding. The record is from RefSeq and is a predicted model, not a curated record.
GUUACUGCAACCAGCAUAAAGUUGGAUUCAAUACUGCAGUAGUCGUGAGGCUCUUCAGUAUGGAACUCUUUAUACCGAGAGACUUUGAGAGGAAACCGUAUAAUCAUAAAAUAUCAAUAAUAAAUGAGGCAGGCAUGGCAGACCUUACUGGUUAUUUAAUGCAUGGAGAACAAAAUAAAAACAUCAGAGAACAGCCUGCCUGACUAAUCAAGGUGAAGUUUUUUGAAGGCCUAAGAAGUUGUCUGUUGGCAAGUUCUUAGUGUAAAAAUGUCCGCCAGUGGGGCGUCGAGAGACAAGGACAUCUCGAAAGCAGUGACUCUUGUGAAGUGAGUUUGGGGGCUGGGGCAACUGCGUCUUAGAGUCUAGGAGUCUCCGGUUUUUGUGCACUGGCUUCCUCCUUUCUCCUUCCUAGGGCAGUUGGAAGCAUCGCGUAUUAGAAUUCUAUUUAUGUUACUAAGUGACGUAAAACGCAGCAUUACGUAGCAAGCCCUCAGUGAAUGUUGGCAAAUUAUGGGUCGUACAGAACUGUUUGCAAAACAACAUAUUAAUGUUACUGCAUUUGAGUAGCUAGGGGGAAAAUAUCAAAGUCGUAUUUACGUACAUCUUUGGACACGAGAUUUGGCUAAUGUUGCUUUCUGCCUUAGGUGUGUUUCAAGAAUUAGUUCCUUAUUUGGGGCACAGGCGUGGAGGGAAUAGCCUGGGAGCCGUAUUGGAAAUACUUCUGUGUGGUUAUACUUGAUAACGAUCCUGUCCCAGUGAGUAGAGGCAGCGUGGCGGGCCCUGUGGAUACGUCUGUGGGCAGAUACUCUUCUGUGUCCUUGAUGAAGUGGUCUCAAGAGCUUUCUAGAGCAUGCGUUGUGUGAGUGGCAGGUUUGAUGAGGAAAUACACGGACGUAGAUCUGCCGAUGCGAAGCUCCGCGGGACCCAGGGAGAAGGACGCAGCGAGGAAGUCAACGCGCGGGGAGUGUGGUCCCACCGCGGAAGAGGGAGGAGGAAGGCAGCUGUGAUUUCGUCACAGUGAGCCCGGCUGGGAAGAGUUGGGAUGCUGUCAAUUGCGGGACACGUUAGGACAUCCACACACGCACACAAACACACGCGUUUUGGCUUUUUAAAUAGAAACAAGGACCCUCAGUGGACAACCCACUUUGUCUUUGGAUUCAGUUUUCCCUGCUCUUGAAACCUCACUUUACAGAGAGCUCAUUCACUGCCACCGUCGCCGACAGUCGUGCUUUAGAACCGUGCGCUGUCUGGCCUCUCUCUCUCUCUCUCUCUCUCUCUUUCUCUGCAGAGCGGUUAGCAUGCUGGAAAAGUCUGCAGGCUCUCUUGGCCGUGGGUCCCCCCGUAGUGCCAAAAACCCAGUGAGUGUCCCCCGGAAUCCCCGGAGGGGUGAAGGUGGGUGAGUGUAAGGGGCCAGGUGCCUGUGUUGGUGGGAAGCGUAGACCGAGCCAGAUGAAGGCCUCUGACCGGUUAGGGGCGUGUGACGUGCAGUCCAGCGAAGAUUCCAGGCUCGCACUGUGAUGUCAGCGGCGCCGAAGGGAACGAGGUCGGACUCCGCCUCGGCAGUUAGAAUCUGUUGGAGGGCGGUUGGUGGAUCCUUGGCCUGUGAGAGUGGGGCAGGAGAAGUCCCCACCGGUGCCCGCUGUGACUCCGCGUGGGAAGGAGGUCUGACAGAUGAAAAAGUGAAGGCGUAUCUUUCCCUUCAUCCCCAGGUGUUAGAUGAGUUUGUAUCUGAGAGCGUUAGUGCCGAGACCGUAGAAAAAUGGCUGAAGAGGAAAAACAACAAACCAGAAGAUGAAUCGGCUCCUAAGGAAGUCAGCAGGUACCAAGAUACGAAUAUGCAGGGAGUUGUGUAUGAAUUAAACAGCUACAUCGAACAGCGAUUGGAUACAGGAGGAGACAAUCAGUUACUCCUUUAUGAAUUGAGCAGCAUCAUUAAAAUAGCCACAAAAGCUGAUGGAUUUGCACUGUAUUUCCUUGGAGAGUGCAAUAACAGUCUGUGUGUGUUCACCCCCCCUGGAAUCAAGGAAGGGAAACCCCGGCUCAUCCCUGCCGGGCCCAUCGCCCAGGGCACCACCAUCUCUGCCUACGUGGCCAAAUCCAGAAAAACGUUGCUCGUGGAAGACAUCCUUGGGGACGAACGAUUUCCAAGAGGUACUGGCCUGGAGUCUGGGACUCGUAUACAGUCUGUUCUUUGUUUACCAAUUGUCACUGCAAUCGGUGAUUUGAUUGGCAUCCUUGAGCUGUAUCGCCACUGGGGCAAAGAAGCCUUCUGUAUGAGUCAUCAGGAGGUCGCGACAGCAAAUCUCGCCUGGGCUUCGGUGGCCAUCCAUCAGGUGCAGGUGUGCAGAGGCCUUGCCAAGCAGACCGAAUUGAAUGACUUCCUACUUGACGUAUCCAAGACAUAUUUUGAUAACAUAGUCGCAAUAGACUCUCUACUUGAACACAUAAUGAUAUAUGCAAAAAAUCUGGUGAAUGCCGACCGUUGUGCACUUUUCCAGGUAGACCAUAAGAACAAGGAGUUAUAUUCAGACCUUUUUGAUAUCGGAGAGGAAAAGGAAGGAAAACCUGUCUUCAAGAAGACCAAAGAAAUCAGAUUUUCAAUUGAGAAAGGGAUUGCUGGUCAGGUAGCAAGAACAGGGGAAGUCCUGAACAUUCCAGAUGCCUAUGCAGACCCACGCUUCAACAGGGAAGUGGACUUGUACACGGGCUACACCACGCGGAACAUACUGUGCAUGCCCAUCGUGAGUCGGGGGAGUGUCAUAGGCGUGGUGCAGAUGGUCAACAAACUGAGCGGUAGUGCCUUCUCGAAAACGGACGAGAACAACUUCAAGAUGUUUGCUGUCUUCUGUGCGUUAGCCCUACACUGUGCCAAUAUGUAUCACAGGAUCCGACAUUCCGAGUGCAUUUACCGGGUGACGAUGGAGAAGCUGUCCUACCACAGCAUCUGUACCGCGGAAGAGUGGCAAGGCCUCAUGCACUUUAACCUCCCGGUGCGCCUCUGCAAGGAGAUCGAAUUAUUCCACUUUGACAUUGGUCCUUUUGAAAACAUGUGGCCUGGGAUUUUUGUCUACAUGGUCCAUCGGUCCUGUGGGACAUCCUGCUUCGAGCUCGAAAAGUUGUGUCGUUUCAUCAUGUCCGUGAAGAAGAACUACCGGCGGGUUCCUUACCACAACUGGAAACACGCGGUCACCGUGGCGCACUGCAUGUAUGCCAUACUCCAGAACAACCACGGGCUUUUCACCGACCUGGAGCGCAAAGGGCUGCUAAUUGCGUGUCUGUGUCACGACCUGGACCACAGGGGCUUCAGUAACAGCUACCUGCAGAAAUUUGAUCACCCCCUGGCCGCCCUCUACUCUACGUCCACCAUGGAACAGCACCACUUCUCCCAGACGGUGUCCAUCCUGCAGCUGGAAGGGCACAAUAUCUUCUCCACCCUCAGCUCCAGUGAAUACGAACAGGUGCUUGAGAUCAUCCGUAAAGCCAUCAUUGCCACAGACCUUGCUUUGUACUUUGGAAACAGGAAGCAGCUGGAGGAGAUGUACCAGACCGGAUCGCUAAACCUUAAUAAUCAAUCACAUAGAGACCGUGUCAUUGGUUUGAUGAUGACUGCCUGUGAUCUUUGUUCCGUAACAAAACUGUGGCCGGUUACAAAACUGACAGCAAAUGAUAUAUAUGCAGAAUUCUGGGCUGAGGGUGACGAGAUGAAGAAGCUGGGAAUACAGCCCAUCCCCAUGAUGGACAGAGACAAGAAGGACGAGGUCCCACAGGGCCAGCUGGGCUUCUACAACGCCGUGGCCAUCCCCUGCUAUACUACCCUCACCCAGAUCUUCCCGCCCACGGAGCCUCUCCUGCAGGCGUGCAGGAAUAACCUGAGCCAGUGGGAGAAGGUGAUCCGAGGGGAGGAGAGUGCCGUGUGGGUCUCGUCCCAGCCGGGGGCCCACGAGCCAUCCGAGAAGCUACCAGUGAAGACGGGGGACUGACCGCUACGCGACCAGCUGUCCCACCUGAAGACGCCCGUCCUGCUUCUUUGACUUUUCUUCCUUUUAUUUUUGGGGGGGGAAACCUACACCUGGUAACUAGGCUGCAGACCUCUUCGACAAGGUGACAUCGGGAAACACGGCAAGCGGAUGGCUCCCCGCCAGUCUCGUCUGUAACGCAUCGUAGACGGUGACCAACCAGGACCACCCCGGGGCCAGAUCGGCUGUCCACGUGACCCCGUUUGACCUGUGAACUGGCCUUUUCUAAUAGGCGCAUAUUGCUGAGGCCUUAAUGGGAUAGGACAACAAUCAUUCAGAAGGGGGUACUUUUCCAUUGUAUCUUUCUAGUGAGGGGUUAAAAUGGUACUACUCUGAUAUUGUACUUUGGCUCUAACACCAAUGUUGCUUUGACGUUGUUGGUUCUAAAUAGGAAUUUUUACACAGUACUGUUGUGAAUGUUUGUGUGUGACCUACUUGUAAUUAGCGUGAAGUGUAGCAGACGGCCUCAGGACAAGCGUCAUUGAGGGGACAGCGUAAGAAGUGUCUUUCUGCGAUCAGUGAUGGACAGUAGUCAGAUUCCUGUUUCAGAGCCUCGUGAAUUAAAAGUUAGGUGGACGAAAGUGUGUUUUUUGGGUUUAUACUGAAGGGCUUAGAUGAACAGGUCGAACACUGAAUGAGGUAGACUUUCUGUCCUGAGAAAAGAGGCAAGUAUAUACCGUAACAAAUCUCUGAACCACAAGUAUCCACCAAAAAACGGCAAAGAAUAUUUUUUAGUUGGUGUUGUUUUUUUUUUUUUUUUCCAUCAUCGUAGGCAAACUUUCUAAACCCUUUGCAUAAAGAACAAAACAAAAGCCAAGCAUAUGAGUCUUUCUUAACAGACAGGUCUUAGGGGAUGUAAAAUGUGAAUUUUAAUAAUGAUUUCUUUAUAUUUUCACUUGGUGUCAUUGCAAAAUUUGAGACUCGCACUCAAAAUGAGAGGUUUCUUCUACGAAUUCUUUCAUUAAAAUACCAUACGUUUCUCUUAAAAUCACAUUAAACCGUGAAAUUUAAGUCGUGUGUAAUUUUUACUUUGAUCUGCUGUGCCCGCUACCCGCUCGUCCCCUUUUGUGCUCCUCAGUCACACUCCCCACGCCCUCCGUCCGCGACCCGGAAGUGGAACCCAGUGCGGAUGCUUCGGGGCUAACUUCUGUCCUCUUUCCUCUGCUCGAGGUCAAGGAUCUACACCGCAACCUGCGAUUUGGAGAGUUUCUUCUGUAUAAUUUUGGGUAGACUGUUAUUACUGUACAACGUAAAUGUUUUGAAGAAUACACAAGAGUCUGGACCCCUUCGUACAAGGAUUACAAGCCAGUCGCUUCUGGUGCCCAUUCAUGCUGUUGAUUUUCAGCACCAUGGCAAGGUCACUUCCAAAGCUGUGGUUAGUCCCGACCCCGAAGGAAUUCGAGUCUCAAGAAGUGAUGGGCUGAUUCAUAACAAAUAGCUUAGCUACUGUUCCCGUGGCAGGAGACUGGCAUAUUACUUUCAAUAAAAUCAAUUUUGGAAAUACUCUUUUACAUAUUCAGUAAUGUACACAUUAUUAUCCAUAUGGUUUUUGCCAAAAAGAUUAAAUGUUUCUACAACACGAUUUAUGUUGUAGAAGAGUUAGCUACGUGUAAACGUUCUUAUUUGAAAAUUAACACUAUGUGUUCAGUUUCCCUGUGGGCUUUUGAAAGUUGCCAUCUUCCCUACGUGGGGCUCCAUUUGCUGUUACGCAAUACGAGGUAAAAUGAAAUACCACUGUAACUAGACACACGCACGCGCACGCACGCAGAUAUACACACAUGUAUGAAAGGACAUGUAUAAGGGAGACAGAUGCAAGACAUCAAUAAAAAGUAAGAGCCCCUUUCUUCAAAAACUGAUGCGUGUUGAAAAAUGUAUAUUGUUUGAUAAAGAGCGGACUAGAAAACAUCCCUUUUCAUGUUAGUGCGUUUACAGGAUUGGAUUCUAAAAUGUUGCAUGUUUUUCUGCACCCACAUGUAUGAAACUGGACCCACCAAAUCGAACCUCACUCGAGAGAAUUAGUACAGGCAUCUAAUUUAACUCGACGACUGAAAUGCAAGGGACCAGGGGAAGAAGUAUCAUUUAAGAUGGGUUUAAUUAAAAGGAUCUUAAAAGAAUGCGUGAAUUGGGCUUUUUGAUACAGAAAACAGUCAUGAGGGGGAGGAAUCCUAUGGCUAUCUUUCCAUUUUAAGAGUGCCGUUCGAAGAUUAUUAGAGAAAGGUCUCUUAUUUUGGCAUAGCCAGGUGUAUUAUGUCAGGUGAUGUGUUCUUUGAACGACUUUCCAAAGAAAUGUACGUGGAUUUAUCGAUUGGCUGAUUUCUCCUAAGGUAUCCUCAUGAUCAAAGCGAAGUUUGAACAAAGGACUACGUUCUAACGUAAACUAUGAAUAUUCCUUAGUACUACUUCGGAAUCAUAGAUUGACCUAAACUGGGCCCAAGAUGCAGGGGUAUUUAGUCAGUAAUCUGCUUUGGAAACAAUGCAGUUAGGAGUAUUUUUAUAUUUUGGCAGACAGACUUUUGAGUUCUGUCCUCAUCUUUCUCCCAGAUCUUUUCUUCAAAGGGCAGAUGGCUUUAAUUACCAGGAAUUUUGACAAGUUUCUCAUUAAGGUGGUAUUUCAUGUUGGGCCAAAAUUUCCCUCCGCAUAAAUUUGGUAACCAGCUGUGAGUAUGUGUAGCUCGUUCGAUUUGUGGAAAUUGUUAGUGGUUGUGCUGAUGGAUAAUAGACACAGCUUUGUUGUCAAAUGCAAUUCGUACAUCAUCUUCCCCGGAGAUACUGACUGUAUUUUUUAACUAGAAAUUUUCUUGGAAAUGCCUGCCAGCAACAUGAAAUAUCGAACUUAGGCAGUGGAAUAAAAUUCUGAAAAUGCCAAGCAUCUUAUUAAUUAAUAGCUGACUUUGGUUUAAUUCAUUAGAAAAACUUAAAUAUAAAUGGAUGUGGAAAGUCAGUCUCAAAAGUGGCCCUUUUAUGGCCGGAUUGAGAUCCACAUCCCAGCCCUCCUCACUCUGUGAGGCUCGUCAGAGUCAUGGAGGAGAGAUGAAGCUGAAUUUCUCAGCACAGCCAUCCUCAUUCCGGACGCUUCCUUCCGUGGGAAGGCGUCUGUGCAAAUGAUACGGUGCCACUCGAGGUGACGUGUUCUCACGGUGACGACGACAGAACUACUUGGAACCUGGAUUUAUUCAGCGUAGGUUUCCUCUUUUGAGCAUGCUUUUUAGAUAGCUUUAGAUUCUUUUUUUUUUUUUUUUACUUUUCCACAAUUAAUCUCAGUGAAUUUUGCUUUAUUGGUAUGACUGGGCACUCUAGAUAUGUUUGUACGUGAUACACAUAGAUGCAUAAAAUCCUUAGCUACCUGGAUUUUGUAAUAGAUUUAGUUUGACUAUUACGUUUCUGGUCUUUUAACUCAAAAUUAAGGUUUGAGCUUUAAUAGGACUAAAUUCCUCACCAUGCCUGGGCCUGUGCCUUUAUUUUAAACUCUGUGAUUUUACGUCUUUAUUCAUAGAUUUAUUGUUUUCUUCUCCUUGCUUAAUUAUAAGUAAAAACAUUUAAAGGGACACAUCUAUAGUUAAUUUGAUCAAAUUGAAUGAAUAGGAAGGACCGUUCUCUCCUCAGAUUUCUGUCCUUUAUCUGAUGUCCUUCGCACACACCCUCAUGACUGUAACCAAUGAACCGUUCAGAUGCAGGCUUUUUUGCAAGCAUUUCCAAGAACUGCGACACGAUUACGGUGUGAUUUCGUUAGGCUUCAGGUACAUACGCAUGACUUGGAUUUUGAAAAUCACUUCUGUAUCUGUUUCGGACCUGUGUUUGCUUUCUCCACUGCGCUGGUUUUAUUUGGGGCUUAAUUCUUGAAAGACUCCUUCCUUCGGUCGCACUAGUGUGACCCCUUUGGCUGCAAGUUAUCAGCCUGGCUUUAAAAACCUCUGUGAGAUGUAAAUUACCCGUUCUCGACAGCCCCCCUUCCCCAGCAGUGCGUGGCUGUUCCGUUUUGCCUUCGCUUAAGUAUUUACCCUGAGACGCAUUCUGCCGAUUUCUUUCACCACUUCAUCUUAAGUUCGAAUUAGUGACCCCCCCAGGCAGUGCUUCACACUCUGUGUGUUUUGUCCUUUUUUUUUGUACUGGAUAUUUCGGUUGUCUGAAGCAUUCGAUGCAUUUCCGUGACGGUAAAAAAAAAAAAAAAAAAAAAAAAUAGAAAAGAGAGAAAAACGUUUCAUUUGUGUUCUGGUUCUAAAGUAAAGGGGUGGGACAAAGAGAAAGACGUGAAUGUUCCCGAAGAAACAAUAUUCGAAAUUCAGAGAAGCACCACUCCCUUCGCUCGCCUGUCAAGUUUCCGCCCCCCUCGACCCCGAGGUGGGCCACGGGGCUGUCUACCCAGCGUGCGGUGUGACCGACCUUCACAGCGAGGGUCAGGAAAACGGGCACUGAACGCGGGCGAGACCCGAGCGUGCCUCUCCCGGGGCGUCGAUGAGUGUCACCCGAGGACCCGGACCCCAAGUUAGAGCCCAGUCCGCCGUGGCGAGUAGAGACGUCAGUAGGCUCGUGGGGGGGGGGUGCCAGCUGAGGGUUUUGAGGUAUAGCUGCAGAAGUUUAAACGGACCGUUUUCAUUCCUACUACAAGUUAAGGUUGAAAAGCGCCCCAGCUGGUACUCCGGCCCACCUGAAAGAUGACUAGACCCCGGGCGUUGCGACUUGUGGGUGUUUUCUUUAGCCGCUUGAACGAUAAGCCAGUCCCGUGCCAUAUCUCAAACAGCCUGAGUAAAAGCCAGAUGGGCAGGAUCGUUUCCCAUAUGAUCUGUCUGUGGUGUCUGUUCUGCGUAUCCAUUUCGUGUGCGCGUGGAAAGGACGAUAGACUUCUUUGUAGGAGGAAUGUCUAUACGAUGCCUCCACCGCCUCGCCGGACCCGACCCAGUGACCCGUGUGAAAUAACGUGCUCGCCCAAAACACUGUGAAAGUUACCCAAACUUCAUGGAAAUGCAGCCUCUUGAAACUUUCUGAAGAGGUGGCUUUCUCUGUAAGUCCGUAUGAAUAGAAGAGAUCCUAUCUCCCUCCCUAGUCAAGGUACCGAAGAAUUUGCUGGCAGUAAUCUUGCUGAGCCCACACCGCUAGGGCGUAAGAUGGGCUACGAGCUAUCAGAAACACGGCGCGCCCGAUAAACAGAUUCGUGGGGGUGAUGGGUCUGCAUCCAAAGUUUUAACGGGCUCUCUUGGAAGGAGAAAGUUUCCGGCUUCAUGACAGUUGAUGAGUUGGCAGAUUUCAAACCCAAUUAUUUUGUAUGGAUGACACAUUAAAGAUCUUUGUAAAAUGCGCAAGGGCAAUAAUUUAAAGAGGUCUUACCUUGGCAUUUAUAAAUUAUAAAUAUUGUACAUGUGUGUAAUUUUUUUCACGUUUUCAUUUGCAGUCUUUGUACCUAAAAGAAACCUUUACUGUUAUGUUUGUAUAAUAGAACAGUCAUCAUUUAUUAUAACCGAGGCCAGUUGUAAAUAAACUCAUAAUUCAGACUGCCGGUAUAUAUGCACAUAUGGGUGUUACACUGAAAAAUGUAGCUUUGUUUUACUCACAUGCUUAGAGCAGCAAGAAACCUUUUGUCGAUAUGUAACUAUACAUACAAAGUAUAUAUAUAUGUAUGAUACAUGAAAUAUAUGUAGAGCUGUUCAUAAUUUUAAUGGAUAUCCUUUGGUGUGAAUAAUUGAAUACAGAGUUUUUAAAGUA